Messenger RNA from Papaver somniferum (opium poppy), 1472 nucleotides. RefSeq names its product scopoletin glucosyltransferase-like. Gene Ontology annotation, molecular function: UDP-glycosyltransferase activity. The transcript has a single exon. The record is from RefSeq and is a predicted model, not a curated record. Lineage: Eukaryota; Viridiplantae; Streptophyta; Magnoliopsida; Ranunculales; Papaveraceae. Bases 1 to 1458 code for a protein of 485 amino acids.
AUGGCAUCUGAAAUUUCCCAACAGCAUCCACUUCAUGUCUUCAUUUUCCCUGUCACAGCUCAAGGUCAUAUGAUCCCAAUGAUCAACAUUGCAAAACUAUUUGCUUCUCGUGGUGUUAAAGCUACUAUUAUUACCACACCUCUUAACGCAAUAACCCUUUCAAAUACUAUCGAUCAGGAUAGAUUAUCUGGUCUGGAUAUCAAUAUUCAGACAAUUCCAUUCCCUGCAGUUCAGGUCGGGUUGCCGGAAGGAAUGGAAAGUGUUAACCAAAUCACUUCACCUGACAUGUUGCCUAAAUUCUUCUUAGCUAUGAGCAUGCUCCAAGAGCCAUUCGAGAAGCUCUUAGAAAAAUAUCACCCAGAUUUCAUUGUUGGUGAUAUGUUCUUACCUUGGACGACUGAGGCGGCGGCAAAAUUUGGCACUCCUCGGUUGAUCUUUCAUGGAACAAACAUAUUUUCUCAUUGUGUCGCCGCGAGCCUGAAGAGUGACAAACCAUUUGAGAGCAUUAUGAACGAUAAAGAAUCUUUUUUGGUCCCAGGUUUGCCUGACAAGAUCGAGAUGACCAUAUCUCAAGUGCCUGAAUAUAUUAUUGGUAGUGAUUCCUUGUAUAGUAAAGUGCUGGAGAAAGUCAGGGAAUCGGAGCAGAAGAGCUUUGGAGUUCUUGCGAACAGCUUCUACGAGCUGGAGUCAGCAUAUGCUGACCAUUACAAGAAUAUUCUCGGAAUAAGAGCAUGGCAAAUUGGUCCUCUUUCGCUUCGAAACAAUGAUACAUUAGACAAUGCGCAAAGGAGAAACACAUUAUCUAUUGAAGAACAUAGCAUUUUGGAUUGGCUCGAUUCCAACCAACCAAACUCAGUUAUUUAUGUGUCCUUCGGCAGUAUGUCUAAACUCUCUAGCGUUCAAUUGACUGAAAUAGCAAUUAGUCUCGAGGAUUCGAGAUGCUCAUUUAUUUGGGUUGUGAGAAAAAUGACUACCGGGGAGGAAAAUUUCUUACCAGAAGGCUUCGAAGAGCGAAUGCAAGGGAAGGGGUUGAUAAUUAGAGAAUGGGCACCGCAAGUGCUAAUCCUGGAUCAUCCAGCGGUUGGCGGAUUCAUGACUCAUUGUGGGUGGAAUUCUAUUUUGGAAGGUAUAUCUGCAGGUGUUCCUAUGAUAACUUGGCCUAUGUUUGCAGAACAGUUCUAUAAUGAGAUAUUUGUCACUCAAGUGCUGAAAAUUGGAAGCAAAGUUGGCGCUGAGGAAUGGAAAGACUGGGUUCAAACGACAGAUGUAUCUGUGAAGAAGGAGAAAAUAUCCAAGGCACUCACGCAGCUGAUGAGUGAUGGUGGAGACGAAAACAAGGAGAUGCGAAAGCGAGUGGCCGAACUUAGUGAAAAGGCGAAAAGCGCUGUAAAGGAAGACGGCUCGUCUUAUGUCCAGCUAACUGCUUUGAUUGAGGAAUUGAAAAUGUAUAACAAGUAAAACCACUUUUUACA